Messenger RNA from Macroventuria anomochaeta, 393 nucleotides. RefSeq lists its product as uncharacterized. Lineage: Eukaryota; Fungi; Ascomycota; Dothideomycetes; Pleosporales; Didymellaceae. The transcript has 2 exons. The record is from RefSeq and is a predicted model, not a curated record. The coding region runs from base 1 to 393 and encodes 130 amino acids.
AUGGCAGGACGUAUACUUCCGGUUGCACUGGCGACCGUUUCAGGCAUUGCAAUUGGCAUGGCAACCUUUGGCGAAGAGCUGAAGGCGCAAAGGAUGAAAAGGCUCACAGAAGAGUACAACCGAGACGUAGUUGCCGCUGCUGCUGCGAACAGCGAGAACCCAGCAGCCAUUGCGUCUGCUGCAACGACCGUCACGCCACCACCCGCUCCCACACUCCCGCCGGUCAAAGAGGAGACCAAGCCAGCAAGCACCUCAUGGUCUGAUGCGUUGGGAUUCUGGGCCUGGAAGAAGAGCCCGCAGCAGGAUGCCGUCCCUGCUGGUCUGGCUGCUCCAGCCGUGGCGCAAGAAGCGCCGGUCAAGAGCACGACGGAGGAGCAGAUCAGGAAGCCUUGA